UGGUGGUUAUAAGUUUGUAUCUACGCGAGCGUGGCUACAAGGUGAAGAAGUUGCGGCGAAUGUGAAUAAGGAGGCGAUACGACUGUACUGUGGAGAAUAGCAAGAAAAAGAAAAAGAAGAAGAUAAGACGAGUGGCGAAUAAGAUAAUAAUAAAACACGGUCACCACGACAUCGUUUACAACAACGUCACGUUUGUCUUCAGUAAUCCACGUGUCCGAGGAUAAACUCGGAAAAACCGGCACCAUUGCGUCGAAAAAGCAGCCCCAGGUCCAGCAGACCACCCCGACUACCAUGUCGAAACUCUAUGUGGGUAAUUUGCCCUCGGAAUGCAACGAACCUGGCCUCAGGCAGUUAUUCCAAGAUCACAAUUUGUCGUGCACGACUAUUCUUGUUAAGCGCGGGGGUUAUGCCUUUGUUGAUUGCAAUGACCAAUCCACUGCUGAUCGCGCUAUCGAUAAACUCAAUGGAUACACGUAUCUUGGAUCAGCUUUGGUGGUUGAACCUUCAGUUGCUAGUGGGUCAAAAAAGCGUAGUGGCUCUGGGGCUAAAAUUCUAAUCAGCAAUCUGCCAGCUCACGCUAGAUUUGAAGACGUCGAGCUCCUGUUCUUGACAUACGGACAGGUGCAAAACGUCGAAAAAGUACCAUCUCGUGAUGCAAAUACACAAACUUUACUUCUUAGCUAUGAAACUCAAGAGUUAGCACAGCAGGCUGUGAACGAGUUGAAUGGCUAUGAGUACGACGGAAAUUCAAUAAAAGUGGAAAUGUCGAGUGCGGAAAGCCGACGAAGAGCACGUAACCAGCGUGGUGGCGUAGCCUUUUCUGGUUUACCGGGUUCUGGCCGUCAGACAGACUUUCCACUUCGUAUUUUGGUACAGUCUGAUAUGGUUGGUGCUAUAAUCGGACGUCAAGGUUCUACCAUACGUCAAAUUACACAAAUGACACGUGCUAGAGUUGACGUUCAUCGCAAAGACAACGUUGGUUCUUUGGAGAAAGCAAUUACUAUUUAUGGGAAUCCUGAAAAUUGUACAAAUGCUUGUAAAAAAAUAUUGGAGGUCAUGCAACAGGAAGCUAAUAACACCAACAAAGGAGAAAUCACACUUAAAAUCCUUGCACACAAUAAUUUGAUUGGUCGUAUUAUUGGCAAAGGGGGUAAUACAAUAAAAAGAAUAAUGAUGGAUACUGAUACAAAGAUUACUGUCAGUAGCAUAAAUGACAUCAACAGUUUUAACUUGGAACGUAUUAUUACGGUCAAGGGCACUAUCGACAACAUGAGCAAAGCUGAGUCGAUGAUCUCCAGCAAACUUCGUCAAAGCUAUGAAAAUGAUCUUCAAGCUAUGGCUCCCCAGAGCAUGAUGUUCCCCGGUCUUCAUCCGAUGGCGAUGAUGUCCACAGCUGGUAUGGGUUAUAGUUCACGCGGACCAGGGCUUUAUGGUUCUGGACCAGCGCCAUAUCCUUAUCAAGGAAGUUUACCCCCUCAACAAGGAGUACCAGCAAGUGAUGCUCAAGAAACAACGUUUUUGUAUAUUCCCAACAAUAGUGUGGGUGCAAUUAUUGGUACAAAAGGCUCACACAUCAGGAAUAUAAUCAGAUUUUCUGGUGCAAGUGUUAAAAUUGCUCCUUUAGAACAGGAAAAACCUGCUGAUCAACAAACCGAACGAAAAGUAACUAUUGUCGGUUCACCAGAGUCUCAGUGGAAAGCUCAGUAUUUGAUCUUCGAAAAAAUGCGUGAAGAAGGUUUUGUAGCAGGAACUGAGGAUGUGAGAUUGACAAUUGAAAUUUUGGUACCCAGUGCUCAAGUUGGUCGCAUUAUUGGUAAAGGCGGUCAAAAUGUAAGAGAACUUCAACGAGUUACUGGAAGUGUUAUUAAGCUUUCAGAACAACAAGCAGUACCAGCAGCGGUUGAUGAAGAAACUACUGUUCACAUUAUUGGGCCAUUCUUCUCAGUUCAGUCGGCCCAGCGAAGGAUCAGAGCAAUGGUCCUCCAAUCAGGUGCCCCAGGAAGCGGACCAACUGGAACUGGAAUACGCGCUGGUCGUGGAAGCAGCCAAGAAAGUGGUGCUCGUAGUCGGCGAGAUGGAAGCGCGACAUCUCAACAAGGAAGCUCGGCAUCUCAGCAACAGCAACAGCCUACGCAACAACAGCAGUCUCAACAACAAUCGCAGACAUCCUCGCCACAAAGUUCUUCACCAUCAAAUCAACAACAACAGCCACAACAAAAUCAGUAACGUUGAUAAAGUUCCACUAGAUGGCCAACCAACGUCAUAUUUAAUUUCACUUCAAUCGGCCUCGUUGGUUUUAUGAUUUUCGUAAAUUCACGUAAACAAUUGAUUGAAAGCAAUGAUGAAAUGCCAAUUUUACGAUAAUUAAUUAAUUAUCAUGCCAUGAGUUUGAUUAAUUUUCGAAUUCUUAUUAAAAAUUAAUCGUGUUUUUAUCAAACUCACGUGCUAAAUGUUUUUUUUUUUUUAUUGUUUUUCUUUUUUAUUAUUAGUUUUUUUUUUUUUAUUUUUAUUGAUCCAAGAUGAUCAUAAUGUGUAAAUGUUUUACAUAAUAUGGCUCUGGUAGUCAUUAUUCGUAGAUAAAAUUAUCGUAACUUUGGAAUUGUAUCAAUGCAAUUAUUCCGUUAUUGAGUUUAAUCGUGUCAAUAUUAUUGUAUAAUUGAUACAAUAAAAGACGAAAAACAAAAAAGAAAAUGAUAUCCACGUCGCCGAUUAAGUGUGAAUAUGGUGGAAAACACACACAACCUUAUUACCUCAUUCAUUACGAUUAAAGAUUUAAUAAGAUAGAACAGAGUGAAAUGAGAAAUGAUAAACCAACUAAUCUAAAGUCUACCUAAUAUUAAAGUUAUAAUAAUAAUAUACAAAGAAGUUAAUUAACGAUUACACAAUUAUGUUAUACCUGUUACUACUAAUAUUUGCUACCGCUAUUAUUAUUAUUAAUUAUUAUUAUAUUAUUAAUAUUAUUACUAUUAUUAUUAUUAUUAUUAUUAUUAUUAUCAUGAUUAUUAUUAUUACCAGUACCAUUUUUUUCUGGUAGUCCAGAUGAAAUGGCUUGUUUUACAGUUGUUUAUUUCUUUUUAUACAUGAAAAUUAAAUGCUGCAGUUUUAUAAUCAUCCAAAUUCAAUUGAAGUUUGCACAAACUAGAUAGUUAUAAUAAGCAAAGCAUAUAGAAUUACACAGUUAAGUUGUAUAAUUGAAAAAAAGACAACAUUUAAAUAUUGAAAACGAGCUGAGGAGCUUUUAGGCAACGCCCAAUUUGCACCGUAAUACCAAAGAAACUUUUAUGAUUUUUUUUGUAUUAUUAGUGAAGUAAAAAUACGUGUUGCUAGUAUGUUACACGUAGUGGGCUCAAAUAUUUAAAUAAUCGCCUCAAGUUCCAUAAUAAGAGCCGCUCGGCUACUCUAUCAAUUUAUCUAUUGAAUAAAUUGUUGUUCAAUGUGGCUGUUAAAUUUGAUAGAGAAACAUCAGUAAUAUUUAACGGUCUCAGUUUAUAAAAGUUUAAGUACAGCAAGUGAUCAAUCGAUUAAUAAUAAUUAAUAAUAAAAUGAUAAAAAUAAAAAAAAAAAAAUACUAUAAAUAAUUGCAAAGAGACACAAAACUUUUUCAGGGAUUUUUACUUUACCAUGAGUGUAGUAUUGUGUGAGUGUGCGUAUGUUGACUGAUUGAUGAAUAUUAAUUAAUAAGUUAUUGAUUAAUACGUAAAUUUUUGAUGAAAAAAAAAAAAAAUAAAGGGGAAUAAUGAUGAAAAAGUAGGACAUGAGGGUGUAGUACCCCUAUGAAUUAUAAUUAAAAAAAGGAAAAAAAAAAAUAAAUCAAAGAGAAAAGUAAAAACCGUCGUGGGCUAUAGGGUCCUCACUGUCUUAUUAUUUUUGCAGUAUUUCUAAUAUCGAAACAAAUACACAAUUGCUUCAAUGUUAUAGAUAUAGCAGUCUAAACAAUUAACCUAAGAAGGAAAAUUACAAUCUAAUUCUACAUGAUUGUAAUAAUAUUAAUUAAUCACCUGAGAUUCUAACUCAGAAUUGUGGUUUGAAAAAAAAAAACAAAUAAGCAUAUAAAACCUCAAAAAUUACUUACUAUCGGACUGACAAUUCUACAUCGUCGUGUUUGAAAGUAUUUCCAAAAAAAAUUCAAUCAUUUUUUGGAAGAUAAUUAUUAUUAUAUUUAUAUUAUAAAUUAUUCGGUACUUUCAUUCAUACGAUAAUUUCUUUACUUAUCUACAAAUAAAUAUCUAAUUAAAGCCCGUUAAAAUAAGAUGACAAUGUUUAUGUAUAUCUCGUUACCUAAUUCGAGAAAAAAAUCUCGCGAUAUGACAGCAAUUAUUAAUAAUUAUUUAUUGUCAUAUUUGUCAAUAAAAAUUUUUUAAUUGCUGUCUCAUUAUAAAUUCUCUAUAUUUAGUAGGCAUUGUAGUACAAAAAAAAAUGAUGGGUUUAAAAAUUAAAGUAAGAAGCUGUGUUUGCGUAUCAUCGAUCAAAUUUGGAAAGUAUGUAGGUUUUAUUAAAUUUAUCAAAUUCAGGGAUUAUUAUAAAAAACAAAAAAAUAACGAAAAUCUUUUAAUUCUAAAUUGAAUAGUUGGAAUUAAUUAUUUUCAGUUGAAGAUUUUUUUUUAAUAAUCCUUCGAAUAAUGAUAAGUAGAUUUGAGCGGAUGAUAGAGAACGAAGUUAAAGAAAAUUUUUUAUUUUAUUUUAUUAUUAUUAUUUUUUUUUGUUCCAAAUAAAGGUCGUAGGUGAGAGCGUAAAUUUAAGGGAAUAAGAGAAAAUUAAUUGAGAAAGUUAAAGAAGAAAAAAUGAAUAAAAAUAAAUAAAAUAAGAGUAUAAGUUUAUUUUUGAUACAUUGUUGGAGGAGAUCUUAGUACUUUCCUUUAUCAAUUUUUUUUUUGUUAAAUGUUUUAAUAACUUAGAAAAUUUUAACGAUAUUAAGAAAUUAAAAAGUUGAUAAUAAGUAAAGAAGAAAAAAUAAAAUUUUUAAUAUAAUUAAUAAAAUAAACUUAAAAAAAAAGUCGAAUUAAAAUGUUAAAACAAGACAAGGUAAUUUCGUGAGUGAGUUGAUCAAAGAUGAGAUAAAUAAAAGUAAAAGAGAUAAUUAAUGUUAAAUGUAUGAUAUAUUUAAUAUAUUUUAAAUUACGGUGGUGGUCAGGUCGCAGGGAGAUCGUAUCACCAUAUAGUACAUACGUUAAAUUUUAGCGUAUUAAAGUUUUAAUUCACAGUUUUAUGUGAUAAUAAACAGUCUUACCAUUUUUAAAACAAACACGGCCUCCCUCUGCCACUUCUAGGUUAUUUAUCAUGCAUAAAUAUUAAUGAAAAUUGAUAGUAAUCGUAAUUUGAAACUCAAAAAAAGAAGGUGCCAAUAAGUAAUAGGACGUAUAAAAAAUAAAGAGUACAAAUAAUUAAUCAAUAAAUCAAAUCGUGAAAAUUAAAAGGCACUUGUCAUUUCCAUUAUCAGUUAAAAAUUAAAAUCUUGAAUCGUCAUAAUAAUCAAAUUUACUUCUACUAAAUGUUAGCAAUUUUAAACAAUUAGAAAAAUUAAAAUGAUAUCACUCUUUUACAUUUUUUAUCAUACAAUAUCAAAACUGUGAUUUAAUAACACUCACGUUUCAACAAGCUCCGGUCUUGUUUCUUUUAAUAUUUAAUUAUUAAAAAAAAAAAAAAGAAAAAAAAAACGAAAAACUUUCUUCAUAUAUCGAAAUAGCUUCUGAAUAUUAAUUAAUAGACGUUUGUAAUUGUAAUUAUUGUGUUGAAUGAAUUUGAACAAAUCUUGAUUUAAAUAUGCAAAUAAUUUUUUCGACUUCGUUGCUCGCUCAUAAUUCUGAAGCUCUACAAUAGUGACGGAAAAUAAUAGUUAUGAUGACAUAUGGACCAAAUAGCAAUUUAUUGUCACGCAAAUUGUAAAAAAAAAUAUUUAAUUUAUUGUAUAAUUAUUAAAAAUCAAAAAUAAUUGACAAAAAAAUAAUAAUGAAUAACGAAAAAACUUUAAGUAUCAACAUCAAAAUAAGUUUGAAAAAAAAAAAAUUAUUUUGGCUGUUAACAUAUUCACACUAACAUUAACUCAUGUUAUUCAAAACUCCAGCUAAAAAUAACGUUAGGAGUAGUGAAAAAAAAAAAAAGAAACAAAAAAGUUGUUAAUUAAAAAAUAAUAAUUAAAUAGAGAAAUUUGAAAAUACAAAAAAAAUCCACACGCGCAACUUAUUGAAUAAUGUUGCGCGCGUGAAACUCGCUCGUAUGCUCGGGGAGUAAAAAAUGUACAAAUCAAACAAAGUAAAAGGAAAAAAAAAAAAAAAACAGAAAUUAUUAAUAUAAUAACUUAAAGAUUUUAAAGUUAUAAAUUAUUAAGUGUGGUAGAGUGUCAGAAAAAAAAAUGAGUAAGGGAGAAAAAGAUAUGAAAAUUGAUAAGAAUACCACGGAUAAAUGUACAAAAUCGAAUAAUCGCUAAAUCUUAAAUGUUAGUAUCUAAAGUAUUUAAUCGCGCAGAGAUUGUAAUUGUGUGUUACUCAAAAGAGAUAUUAACGGACACAUAUUCUGAAAAACGUGCUUUACACUUAAUCAAUCCGUUUAAUGCUCAUUCUAUUUCUUCAGAAAGAAAAAAAAACGAACAAACAGAUCUGUUGAUUUUACAACGACAGUAACAACUAGCAUCGUUGUUUUUUUGUUUCUUUUUUAUUGUUAAAAAAUAACAAAUAUAUGAGCUCUUAAUUGACAAGCACAAAUCUGAAAGGACAAACUGAAUAGACAAAUGAUGCGUAACGGCUACGCAAAUCACAAUAAAAACUGAGAAAAUGACAACUCACGAGUUUUACAAAAACAUAAAAAAAAAACACUGCACAUCGAUGUAAUAAUUAGUCGAGUUGACAAUUUUCCCGCGUAUAACUCUACAUUAUUUCAACUUCGUAUAUUAUCUUAACAUGCAUUUAAUCACUUAAAAAUAAACCUAUAAAUAAGCGUUAAUGAA
This is a messenger RNA of Cotesia glomerata, 6940 nucleotides long. RefSeq names its product insulin-like growth factor 2 mRNA-binding protein 2 (gene Imp). Gene Ontology annotation, molecular function: mRNA 3'-UTR binding. The record is from RefSeq and is a predicted model, not a curated record. Gene Ontology annotation, cellular component: cytosol; nucleus; cytoplasm. NCBI's taxonomy places the organism in Eukaryota, Metazoa, Arthropoda, Insecta, Hymenoptera, Braconidae. Gene Ontology annotation, biological process: regulation of gene expression; nervous system development. Bases 292 to 2226 code for a protein of 644 amino acids. The transcript is spliced from 8 exons.